Molecule: messenger RNA, 2797 nt
Organism: Coffea arabica (coffee)
Lineage: Eukaryota; Viridiplantae; Streptophyta; Magnoliopsida; Gentianales; Rubiaceae
Source: RefSeq, a predicted model, not a curated record
CGGAAACUUGUUAGGCGGCAAAAGUUCUUACUUUCAAUACUUCCAACUGGAUUCACUUGGCUUUCUUCCGUUCAACACCUACAAUUCAAUAACAGGUAUUUCUUUGACUCAAUUUCUUCUUUCUUUCUUUCUUUGCUCAAUCUUCUUUAGAAAAUUAUGGAAAAAGCAUUUUUUUUUUGUAGAUUGUUAUUGUUUAUAUUCUAAAUUUUUUUGUUCACUUUCUGUAUAAAAUUCUUGUCUGCGGGAAAUCUUGAUCUUUAUAUUAUUGAUUUGUGAUUAUAUCUUGUAUGGUUAUGGUACAUGUAAGUUUCGGUGGUGAUACAUGAAUAUAAAAUUUAAAUGCAUACAUUAUGUUUGUUUAUUUGCCUGUGUAAGCUUCAAAGUGUAAAAUGAUCAACACAGAGUCCAUAAACAAUAUGUUAGCCCCUGUUAUUGUAAUAAUGCAUGUUUCUUUGAAAUGAUUACAAAGAUAGUAAUACUAGAAGUAUUGUUUUGAAUGGAGGCUGAUGUUCAAAAACAAAAUUAGAGAUCUCCUUAUUCAUCAUCCCCAAGAGGUUUCAUGCUUGUCCCUGCUCAAGUUACGAUCCUGGGUAUAUAAUAAGCCUUAAAUUGCCUUGAAAACAGUCCAAAGUAAGGAUUGGUAAUAGUAAAGUUUAAAACUGCCGAAGCUUCUGCAAGUCUGACCAUGUAAACUUUGUCUUUAGGUAGGUACAAAAAUUCGGAAUUCAAUUAUCUCAAACCCACAGAGUUCGACAAACUUGACACAUUCUUUAAAUUUUCAUACCUUGCUCUGUUAUUACAAAUAAAUUAAUCAAGUAUACAAUAUAGUAGAUAAAAAAAAAACUUUGAAUCCUACAUUGUUAAUAGAUACUCACGGUGCAAAAAAAAAGUUUCACAAGAAUUGAGUGCUAUAAUGGUCAUACAAAUUAUGUACGUGCAAAAUCCCAAGAGAACAUUACAUCUUCAAAGGCACCACAUUGCUUUUCUUGAUAUUGGUUCUUCACAUGCAGCCAAACCAAGCCGUACCGAGACCCCAACUCUCUGUAGCCUGCCCAAACACAGAGACACAAUGCACAAACAUCUCUCUCUCUCUCUCUCUCUCUAUGCAAUGUAUGAACUGAACCUAGGACUGACCAUCAUUUAUAUUGCCUGAUCAACUUCAUUUAGAGCAAGAAGAAUUUUUCAAUAAAGUUUGAAUAGACAAAAUAGUAUUUAUGUUUCAAUACCUUCAUUUAAAAACAUCUUUUAUGUAUUAGGAUGUUACAUUAUUCUUAUUAUUUACUAUAGAUUAUGUCAACACUUUAAAAACAUUACUAUUAGAGAACUCCUUCUUCUAUUGAUAUUUAGAAUUUUAGCAUUGAACUUGAUAUUUAGAGUUUUAGCAUUGUACUUGAUAAUGAUGCCAUAACCUUUGUAAAUAAAUAAAAUCUAUUUUUUAAUUAUCUAUUCAUUUGUAAAUUUAGUAUCCUAUUACAAAUCUUUUUAGAUGGAUAAGGAACAAAAUGAAGUCGAUGGAGAAUUUGACAUUCAACAAAGGAAGCGACAAUUAGUUGCUACUGAAAUUGUUUGUCAUGUAAUAAAGAUGAUACUUGCUCGAAAACUAAGUCAUGCAAGUUAUGUUGAUCGACCCAUUGGAUAUCGGUCUGCACAAUGUCAUUUAGUACGAGAGGAAUUAUUGAUGCAACUUAGUACAAAUGGAUAUUUGAGUAAGGUUAUCCGUAUGGGGCCAGAAACUUUUAGGCACUUAUGUGACUUAUUGCAAACACAUGGUGGUCUACAACCUACUCAAAGAGCCACGGUGCAAGAGCAAGUUGUUAAAUUUCUCCAUAUAUUAACAAUUCCCUCAAAAAAUAUCACAAUGUCAUACUUUUAUCGUCGUUCCGGAGAAACUGUUAGUCGUCAUUUUCAUAGAGUUUUACGAGCAGUUAUAGCAUUGGAGGAUCAAUUUCUUCACCAGCCUACGGGAGAACAAGUUCCUCCGGAAAUACUUAAUAGUGCAAGAUUUUAUCCAUAUUUUAAGGAUUGUGUGGGUGCAAUUGAUGGAACCCAUGUUCGCGUUAAAGUGUCCAGCGUUGAUGCGGCAAAAUAUCGUGGUAGAAAAGAGCAUCCAACACAAAAUGUGCUAGCUGCAUGUUCUUUGAAUAUGAGAUUCACAUAUGUUCUACCCGGUUGGGAGGGAACUGCAUCGGAUUCGAGGAUCAUAAAAAAUGCGCUCACUAGAGAAGAUAAAUUAAUCAUUCCUAAUGGUAAAUAUUAUCUUGUUGAUGCUGGAUUCAUGUUGAGAAGGGGACUUCUUACACCUUAUAGAAAUGUAAGGUAUCACUUGAAGGAAUACUCAAGUCAACAAUCGCAAAACUUUCGAGAACUAUUCAAUUUGCGACAUUCAUCAUUGCGUAAUGCAAUUGAGAGAGCAUUUGGUGUCUUGAAAAAAAGGUUUCCAAUCAUUGGAGAUACUCAACCAACUUAUAGUGUUGAAAUACAAUCACAAAUUGUGCUUGCUUGUUGUAUAUUACAUAAUUUUCUCAUGGAGUUUGAUCCUGACUUGGAGUACAUUAAUGAAGUGGAUGAGGAAUUGGCACGUCAAUCUCCAUCGGAGGAAGAAAGUGGCGAUAUAUCUGCUGAAAAAGAUCAUGCUCAAGGAGAGAGUUUAAGGAAUGAAAUAGCAAUGCAAAUGUGGAAUGAUUAUAUACUAUGAUAACUUGACUUGAUGCUAAUUUCUUUUGUUUAAGUGGUCAUGUGAUCCUUCUUUUGUUAACUUGUACUCUUAUAUUAGUAGUGUGAGUUUAUAAAUGCAAGU